Molecule: messenger RNA, 3066 nt
Organism: Cladophialophora yegresii CBS 114405
Lineage: Eukaryota; Fungi; Ascomycota; Eurotiomycetes; Chaetothyriales; Herpotrichiellaceae
Exons: 1
Coding region: 1-3066 (1021 amino acids)
Source: RefSeq, a predicted model, not a curated record
AUGGAUGUUCUGGCCUUUAUGGUGAUACAUCAGCGUCGACACAAGGCUGCCAUCCACCUCGCCGAGGUGCUGCUGAAGCAGGUUGCGCUCGCCGUCAACGAGCCGUUCAAGGACGAGCUGCCUUCAAACAUCAACUGGCCUGAUGAAUCAUUCCGGAAGAGAAAUGGUGCGCCUAUUGAGCUGGAACGUACUUUCCACGUAAGCCGCCGAUCUCUGGGAACCUCCCUUGAACUUUUCGACAACGCUUCGCAAGGGGAUGACAAUUCCACUGCUAUGGAGCUCAUCUGGUCUUUUCUGGCGGAUGUCGUUGUUGCAUCUUCCAAGCUAAGCACGGACGAAGGCAAGCAGGUGAUGACUACUGUCCAUCAGAUCCUGGCUCUCAUUCACAAGUUGGGGCUCGUCCCAUCCAAUAUCUAUGCUCACUGCCUGCCACGAGAAACCACCACUGUCCAGCAACCGCCGGUUCUGCACCUCCUAAACUCGAAUAUCCUGUCAACGCUCUCGGAUGCUGUUUGGCAUGCUUACCAGGACGAAGUGUCUGCCCGGUCAAAGAAGGGUGAGAGGAGUUCUUGGAAUUUCUUCCCUGAACCACCAGGCAGUCCUCUACGAGCCAAGGGACGUGAGCUUGGUCCUGACGUUUGGGUUGAAUUCAUCCUUUGGUGCUGUGUCGAGGCUGGCUUUGCAUCGACCGGCGUGAGGAUCCUCAAGUCAUUGCGCGAAAAUGUGGCAAAUCCCUGGCGGGCUGUUCCCUGGACCGAUGUGGGACUGCCUCGGAGUGAUCAGAAUCAGUCGGUUUAUCAAGAGCAACAGACUUCUGGUGACGCAGUCUCUCGAGAAUUGCGCUCUCCAGACGGCAGUCCCGAUAAGUUCAUCAGCGCUGAAGUAGUUGUUGCCGUUGCCGACAGUCUGAUCAACAUUUUCAACUCAGAGGCUGGGAAUGGUACUCUUUCCAUCUAUGAAGUUCAAACCGAACUCCAGGAACUUGUGUCCUUCCUGGGAUCUGCGGGUGUUGCCCCGACAUACAUUGACUAUCUUGCUGUUCGGCUGCUUCAGACUGAGCUUUUGUAUACCUCGAACCAGGUCGGCGCCUUGCACGCCUGGGCAUCCACCCUGAUCCGUCUCCGCGAUCUGCAGAACGCCGAGGAGCAGUCCCGCCACGAACCUGGGCUUACGUUCGAUUUUGUCCUGGAUCGUUCAGAGCUGCAAGCGGGUGUUCUGCAUCAAUCUCUUCAGGCUUGCAUCGAGAACAACCUCGUCAAGAAAGCAGUCGACACCUUUACAGAUAUCCAGAAGAUGGUUGAUGGAAACAAGCUGCAAGCUAUUGGAGAGUUCCUUACUCUUUCUCUUCGUCCGGAAGACGGCUUCUUCACUUCCAGACUUGGCAGAGGACAGAACGAGUUCCUCAAAUCUUAUGGGCAGCUUCCUGCUUACAAACUGGCAGCUUUCCUGGAUCUGGUUGGCCAUGCCAAGCUAUUUGGGCUUGGCGAUUGGCUUCUCUUUUCAGACGAUAUUGAUGGAGCUGCAUUGCCUGUUUCAACAUGGGGCCAGCCUUCUGUUGCAGCUGCGCUGACUCGCUAUGCCGCAGCCAAGGGAGACCUUUCCCUGCUGGACAGAGUUUUGUCCAUUUGCGCUGCCUCCAACAGGAAAAUGACGGUGAACAUGUUGAGAGCUUUUGUGAUGAGCUACGUUACUAUGUGGGAGUGGGAGAAGGCGGCACGAAUGCUCCAAGAACUGAGACAGGCGGAGGGUGGCGGCUACAGCCCCCAGAUCGUGGCCUGUCUCGCAGCUACGAUAUUACGCCUGGAGGUCGAUCCCGAGGUCUUGCUACAGGAAGAAUCGAUGUCUGACCUUACCAAGGCGCUUUUACUCUUCUCUACAGUCUUGGACGGUCUCUAUGAUUCAUCACCAGCAAGCUUCAGGAUCGAUCAAAAGAGGAUUUUCAAGCAGCAGAUCGGCUAUCUGCUACGUCUCCUGGAAAACGUGGCAGACAGCAGAGUGGUGGAGACUGUGAGCAACUUCAAAGCAAAGUUUCCGGCCAGCAAUGAACCUCAUCUCUCCCCAGAGACGUUCAACGUGGUCUACUCUGCCAUCGUCGAGACCAAAGGCGCACUGGAGGGCCGCAAUGUCUGGCACUUGUUCUGUAAAGAUCCGAGGGAGCCUGACACUCUACGCGACGGGGGACUGCGUGAUAACGAUGAGAUUAUGUCUGACGAAUAUGGCCCCAAUGAGGAGGACUUCCCGGAGUCACACGCAGAAGAGUCAGCGGAGCGGGGGGCCGGCAUUCCUUCUGGGGCUAGUAACCAUUUGUCGAUUUCUGGCAUGGACACUGAAGCCCUGAAUUCUGAAGACCUCACCAAAAGCUCCAUGGAGAUGUCGUCCAGUGGUCGGACUCUACUCGCAUACCCAGCGUCACUCAAUAUAGAUUCUACCUUACCACAAGACGGACUCGCUUUCCCCGGCACUCAGAACAUUGGAACAACCAUCACCGAAAGCGACGGCCUGGAGAUACCUAUUAUUGGCGCUGACACCGAGUCGGAGAAUUCGGCACAAGAGCUCACUCAGCUUGUUGUUCCUGACAGCCGUACUUUGCAGAUUCUAGUGAGACAGGCUUUGAGCGAAAUCGCAGCGAGAAAGGCGCGCAAAAGGCCCUAUACCGACCUGGAAGAGGUUAUUCAGUGGACAGGGCAAUUUUACGCCGUCUUCAAUCUUGCGCCCGAGGAUAUCAGGACAGAGUUCCGAGUGUCAGAAAACAUGCCGCGUGCACUGAGAGUUGCUACCAAGCAUCGAAGGAGUCGGGCUGGACAUACGGCACCAGCACGAGAGAAAUUUAGACCUAACGUGUCCAGCCAAUUCUCGAGGGGAGCAUUCAAUACUCGGUUACCUGGCACUCCUCGCCCGCGAGAGCACGCAGCUCGAAUAUUUGGCGUAUUCCAGAUGGAUGAUGAUGAAGUCAAAGGUGAUGAUCGGAAUGGACCUGUCUAUGAUCAGAGGACGGAGCGGGAUGGACAUGUCGCUCACGGGUUCAAAGUUAGGAAGUUUGGCACGUCGGUCACGCAUAAAUCUUGA